This is a messenger RNA of Cryphonectria parasitica EP155, 2692 nucleotides long. RefSeq lists its product as uncharacterized. The record is from RefSeq and is a predicted model, not a curated record. Gene Ontology annotation, biological process: proteolysis. NCBI's taxonomy places the organism in Eukaryota, Fungi, Ascomycota, Sordariomycetes, Diaporthales, Cryphonectriaceae. The transcript is spliced from 7 exons. Gene Ontology annotation, molecular function: cysteine-type endopeptidase activity. The coding region runs from base 926 to 2185 and encodes 419 amino acids.
CCCCCCGGCCUUCUCCUUUACUUGUUUGCGUCCUGUGGUUUUUUCUCUCUUUUUUCUUUCUUUCUUUAUGUCUUCAUUUCUUUCCCCCUUGUCAAACUGCUACGUUGCCAGUUCAUCUCAGCCUCGAUGUGACAAAACAAUUGCAACCCAAUCCAAUCCUGUCUUCCCUUCCUCUUCUCCAUCUUCCUCCUUGACGGGAAUUCGGCUCAGGCUGGCGGGACGAAAUUGGGCCCCGACGUAGCGACACACCUAAUCCAAAAGAGAGGGGGGGGAAGGGGAAAAAAAAAGAAGAAGAAAAAAAAGGAAGAAAAAAAGUCAUCUUCGUGGCUUGUCGUCUUUGGUCCUAUCACACCCCUGGGAUGACCCCUCCCACCCUGUCCUGCCGCUUGUCCUGCCGCUUUGUCCUGCCUUGCCCUUGCUCUGCCAUAACUCUUUCCACUGCGCAAUUCGUCGCGACCCAAUUUAUCUCGGAUCUUCCCAUCACCACGUUGCUGCUUAGUACUAUUAUAUAGGACCCCUACGCGACUCUCCGUCUCGGGUCCCUCCAUCUGUUUUUCUGUCUUGGCAUUCUGGCUCGGCCCCCAAUCAAAGCAGAACAGAGAGAGCUUCACUACUACGGCUUGGCUCUCUCUUGUCUCCUUUAUCGCAGUUUCCUCCUCCCGUUGCGUGGCUGGCGCCAUCCUCGAACCUCCCGUGAAUUGAAGCUCGAAGCCCCUCCUCCUGCUUUUCCGCCUCGGCCGAGACCUCGUCCUCAGGGCCUCGUCCUGCUCCUCCUCGUCCUCGAUCUCGCCCUCGUCCUCCUCCUUUUCUUCAACCGCCUCCGACGGCACCAUCAGCCUCUUGCGAGAGUAUAAGAAGCCGUCCCCGAAAGUGCCGAGUGUGCCAGAGACUCCAGAGUUUCCGAGUAGCCCAGAGGCAAUACGUCAUGUCUGGCUAUUCGAGUUACCACGGUAGUGGUUCUUACGGAGGAGCUCCCCCACCAGGAGCCUACCCUCAACAGCCUUACUACUCUUCCCCACCGACCGGAUACGGCUACCAGUCCCCUCCACAACCCAACUACGGCUAUCCUUCUCCUCAGACUAACGGUUACCAUCAACAACCUCCUUCACAAAAUUAUGGGUACAACAGCCCUCCGCAACCGAGCAACUAUGGUGGCAGACCGGCCGUGCCCUCGGCAAGCUCGAACGCGUACAUGCAAGGGAACCAGAAUGCGCCGCCUCCACCGCCCUCGACCCCCCAGAGCUUCGGUUACGGCCACCCGCAGCACUACAAUUUCCAGUACUCGCAGUGCAACGGCAGGAGGAAAGGUUUGCUCAUCGGCAUCAAUUACUUUGGCCAGCGCGGCCAGCUGAGAGGCUGUAUCAACGACGUGCGCAACAUGUCCGCGUACCUGGUCGAGCACUUUGGCUACAAACGCGAAGACAUGGUCAUCCUCACCGACGACCAACAGAACCCCAUGAGCCAGCCCACCAAGCAGAACAUCCUAAGGGCCAUGCAUUGGCUCGUCAAGGACGCCCGCCCCAACGACUCGCUGUUCCUGCACUACUCUGGGCAUGGAGGCCAGACAAAAGAUCUAGACGGCGACGAGGACGACGGCUACGACGAGGUGAUCUAUCCCGUGGACUUCCGGCAGACUGGGCACAUAACGGACGAUGAAAUGCACAGGAUCAUGGUCAAGCCGCUACAGCCUGGCGUCCGCCUUACAGCCAUCUUUGAUUCGUGCCACUCCGGCACGGCGCUCGACCUUCCUUAUAUCUACUCGACCCAGGGCGUCCUCAAGGAGCCCAACCUUGCCAAGGAGGCCGGUGCCAACAUACUUGGCAUGUUGUCGUCCUACAGCCAGGGCGAUAUCGGCAGCGUGUUCAAGAAGGGCAUGAACCUGUUCAACAGGGCGACCAAGGGCGACGCUGCUCACGAGCGUGCUCUGGCGACCAAGACGUCGCCGGCAGACGUCAUCAUGUUUUCUGGAAGCAAGGAUGACCAGACUUCGGCUGAUGCGACCAUCGCGGCGCAAGCAACGGGCGCCAUGUCCUGGGCGUUCAUGACGGCGCUCAAGAGGCACCCGCAGCAGAGCUAUGUCCAGCUCCUCAACAGCAUUCGCGACGCCCUCGCUAGCAAAUACAGUCAGCGGCCCCAGCUGUCCUGCAGUCAUCCCCUCAAUACGGAUCUCCUCUUCGUUAUGUAAAUAAUACAGCUUAACCAACAUUCUUUUUCCUUUUCCUUUUCCUUUUCCUCCUUUUCUUCACUUCUUUUCUUUUACGAUGGUCAUGACGAAACGGGUACAUAUAAAACAGAUUCAUCAAUCAUCUCUGCACACAGCCCGACCAAGACGGCGGGUUCAAAAUUCUAGCACUGGCGGGAGGACGAACGCGGCUCACGACUCCUUCUGUGGCUCGCCCAAUUUGCUGGUUCAGGUAGCAGCGCGGCAUGGAAGAAGAAGGGGAACGAGACGCGACGGGUCGUAUAAAGAAAAAGUUUGUGUGAGGAUUCCAAAUUUCUCAUGCUUUUGAUGGGCUCUGGAAUUACACUCAUCACGCAGGGGGAUGACGCGAAUCUGGUUGUGAUUAUCUUUUUGCCUUAGUUCUGGACGGAAAGGAAAGGGCAUCACAUCAUUCAAGGUAUAUUCACAAUUAGCGUGCCGCUAGCAUCUGUUAGGACGUUAUAACCAUGCUUCUCACCAUCUCUUACAACU